Brassica napus (rape) is the source of this 808-nucleotide messenger RNA. RefSeq lists its product as uncharacterized. The transcript has 3 exons. The record is from RefSeq and is a predicted model, not a curated record. The coding region runs from base 146 to 688 and encodes 180 amino acids. NCBI's taxonomy places the organism in Eukaryota, Viridiplantae, Streptophyta, Magnoliopsida, Brassicales, Brassicaceae.
CUGGCCCAAUAGAAAACACAUGGGCCUUUAUACAUAGAUAGACGCAUAGGAGGAGGUUGCGGCAGGUUUAACCCUAAGUCUCUUAUCGGCAGCAAAACUUUCCACGAAGAGGCUUCUCCUAUUUUCUUGCUCGCAGAGUCGAACCAUGUCCACGGGCACCGACGAAACGAUGGACAGACUUUUCCCCAAGCCACUGAGAAAAGAGAUGUUGCGCUCCACGUAUGUUAUGUUCGACGCGGAGGAUUUCUCAAUCCCUGAUCCUCUUUUGUUUAAAAAGAAUAUCGUAACAGCUAUUGAGAAAGAAGGUUAUCGAGGUCGGAUUAGAAUCAACGGUUACUUUGGCCCAAAGAUAACCAUCCCCCAAGAUUUGCUUGACCAAUAUUUGGAAGCCGGAAUUUAUUCCAAAAUAUUUGAAGGGGACAGAGUUGCUCGAAUGAACAUGAUGUUAGUGGAGCUUCUUUUCUGGGCAAUGAGCCAUUAUCCUGCAGGAACAAAUGUGCUGAUAAUCACAAAAAACCAAAAAAUCCUAGAAGAACACAAGGUCCGGGAUAUUAUUGAAGCUUUGGCAGUGAGAGAUUUCUAUUUUGCCAUUGAACAUCCUGAUACCUUCUAUCCGCCAGCAGCAUGCGCCGAAAGUUCUGAGCUAUUUAUUCCAAUAGCUACCAGAAAGAGGACGCUUGAUGGAUGAAUAACUAAAUCAACACUUUAUUAAUAUGAUGAUGUCGUUUUACAUUUUAUUUUAUGAGUACUUCAGCAACCUAUGUGGGAAGGGUACCAAAACAAUUUACAAGAAAUAUCUUUAUCCUUA